Messenger RNA from Pneumocystis murina B123, 3429 nucleotides. RefSeq lists its product as hypothetical. Lineage: Eukaryota; Fungi; Ascomycota; Pneumocystomycetes; Pneumocystales; Pneumocystaceae. Gene Ontology annotation, cellular component: cytoplasm. Gene Ontology annotation, molecular function: phosphatidylinositol binding. The transcript is spliced from 6 exons. Gene Ontology annotation, biological process: signal transduction; regulation of GTPase activity. The record is from RefSeq and is a predicted model, not a curated record. The coding region runs from base 1 to 3429 and encodes 1142 amino acids.
AUGAAUCAAUUAAAAAUAAAGGAUACGUCGAUACAAGGCGUCAAUAAAGUAUAUGAAGAUUUACGAAAUGAAUCGGCAGAAAAUUUAAUACAAAAAAAACAAUUUACAGGUCAAGAAAAGGAAUAUGUAUCUCAAAUACCUACAGUGAUAGAUUCUCCGUUAGAUUUCAAAGAUGGACAUAAAUUAUGUGAAUCAUCAGUAGUUUCUGAUACAACGGUAUCUUCAUUAGUCAAUAAUUUUGGAAAUGAUAUGCAUAUGUUAGUUCAACAGAUGAUGAAAGAAAAAAUAUCGCUUCAUACACAAAAUAUGCAACUUUGGAAAAUUAUUGAUAAGCAGCGUGCAAUGAUUCUUGAACUUCAAAAGGAUCUAGAAAAAGCAUUUAAGGAAAAAAAAAAGUAUUAUAAUUUAUGGACAAUAUCAUCAAAGAAAAAAACCCCUAAGAAUGUAAAGGAAAUAGGCAUAGCACAAGAAGUAUUGCAAAAAGUCCCAUCAAAUUUUAUUUCAACUCCAAAUAUACGCGAAUCGCAAAAAAAGACUCUCUUAAAUGAAUCUCAAUCACCUAAUAUCGAGAAUUCUGAAUUUUCAUUUAUUCAUUCUGAAGACAGGAAUUUCUCUGUUUUAAAUAAUACUUCAGAUGAUUGUUUUUUAUCUACAGUUCAGCCUUAUUCAAAAAUUAGAAAUAAAACAUUAUCAUCAAUACCUCAAGAAGAAAUUCAACAUCUGACUGAUGCAUUAGAUCAAUCAAAGCCAGAAAAAUCAUCUAGAAGAAGUCCUGUCUUAACGUCAAAAGAACAGGGAAUUAAUCUGGUUUAUAAUCAAUCAAAUAUUACAAUUCACACACAAUCUCCUAUCUAUCCAGAAGAAAUAUCUACGUAUAAAAAGUUCAAUAUCACUUACAAAAAUCUUGAUAGCAGUGCUCAAGAUUUAAAUAUCAGUGAUAAUUCGAAGAAUUCUGAACACAAUAAACCACAUUUUUCAAAAUAUGAUGAAAUAAAUCAAUCAUUAGAGUUAAAUAAGGAUAAGAAAAUAAAAAAUGAAGAUUCCGAGAUGCCAUUAUCGGUUUUUUCUAAUUCGUGUAAACCAGUUUCUGCAUCUACAGGGGAUUCAAUUAUUUCAUUAAAUGCAUCACAAAAUUGCAAGUCAAGCUUAGAACAAGAAUGUCAAUUUUCAUCAUCGUUAGGACAAGGUAAUUCAAUCCAGGAUCCAUGUAAUAAAUCUAACAAAAACAAUUAUCCUAAAAAUUUGGAAAUAAAAAUUUCUCAAGAAAAUAUUUUAUUAAAACAAGACAACGUUAAGGCAUAUGAAUCUGAUUUAAACUCAUCUGCUUCUAUUGGCCUUGUAUCUAAAACUAAUCCUAACUCUCACGAAGAUUAUUUAGAUAAAAUAGGUCAAGCUUUUGAUACCAUAGCAUUAAAUGAAGAAAACACAGGGAACUCUCUUUGCUGCCCAUCUGGGUCCAGUCUGUAUCUUCCUUGUGAUAUUUCAUCAAUUAGUCUUAAAAUUCUAAACUCAAAGUUGCGUAUGGGAAAAAAUAAGGAGGAAAUCUUUUUUUCAAUUGGGAUUUUUCAAAAUACAGAAAAAAAAAAGGAACUUUGGAGAGUAGAAAAAAGCGUGCAAAAGAUAUUAGAUUUUGAUGAUAAGUUAAGGCGUAUUUUGCUUUAUUGGAAAAUUCCCGAUAUUAAUAGUCUUAACACUCAGAGUACAACUCGUGUUGAUCAACGUAAGGCUUUAUUAGAUCAAUAUUUAAAACAUAUUCUUUCAGUUCCUUUAGACGAAUCUGCAUAUUCUCUUCUAAACGACUUUUUAAACACUGAUAUUGAAAUACAGACUAAGCCUCAAAUUUUAUAUGCCAAACAAAAUACAAUAGAUGAAGAAUGUUACAAUGAAUAUGAUACUGGACCAUGUGAUCUCAUAAAAAAAGAAGGCUAUUUAACUAAACGUGGAAAGAACUUUGGGGGAUGGAAAUCGAGAUAUUUUGUCUUAGAUGGCCCAAUUCUUAAAUAUUAUGAAACUCGAGAUGGUAUUCAAUUAGGUAGUAUUAGGCUUUCUCAGGCUCAAAUUGGUCGUCAGCAGUUACAACCAUAUUCCAAUUUAUCCUUUGAAUCUCAUCCAGAUAUUUCAUAUGAUGAUAACUCUUAUCGACACGCAUUUUUAAUUCUUGAGCCUAAAAGAAACUAUUCAUCAAGUUUUAUUAGACAUGUUUUGUGUGCUAAAUCGGAUAAAGAUUGUGACGAAUGGGUUCAAGCUCUUAUGCAAUACGUUGAUAUUAAUAUUUCGGAUAAUUUUAUUAUGUCUACUAAUACUGAAAAAAAAGAACGAAAAAAUUUUUUUAGAAAACAUUCUAUAUUAGCAGAUACAGCGCGUCAUUCAGUAUCAGCACUUGCUAAUAUUAAUGCAUAUCAAAUGUUGAAUAAUGAAUUAAGAACUACACCGGAGAAUACUAAAAGCAAUAUUGGAAAGUUAGAAGAAUCUAAUUAUAUCGAAAAUAAUUCAUUCUCUUCCCCCAUACAUAAUUUAAAGAAAAAUAUUUCUGUUGAUUUUACAUCAAAUCUUUCAAAUGAUUUAUUUGGUAGCUCUAAAAUUAUACAAACAGCAGAGAAUUCAUUAAAUAAUAUAAAACCAUAUGAAAGUAACCUUUCUGGGAAUUACAUAUCUGACGAAUUGCUUAAAUUAGAUAAAAAGUUCAAAAAAAAAGGUUUUUGGAGUUUUGUAAAUAAAGAUGUAAAACAAAAGCCUCUUGAAUCAAUGUCACAGGAGUUGCAGACAUCUUCUAGUAAUAAUGAUUUAAAUACUCACACAUUAAAUUAUAACUUUCAUAACAUAUUUGGAGUUCCGUUGUCUGAAGCUGUUUAUAUUAGUCGAUUGAGUUUAGAAAUAGAUAUAAUGAUUCCAAGCGUGGUUUAUCGUUGUAUAGAAUAUUUAGAUAAUAACAAUGCAGAAAAAGAAGAGGGAAUAUAUCGCCUAAGUGGUUCAAAUACAAUAAUCAAGUCUUUGAAGGAUAAAUUUAAUGCAGAGGGAGAUGUUGAUUUACUAAAUUCAGGAAAAUGUUAUGAUGUUCAUGCUAUAGCUGGUCUUUUAAAGCUUUAUCUUCGAGAACUUCCUACAAAUAUUUUAACAAGAGAAUUGCAUUCUCAAUUUUUAUCCGCAAUAGAUAUUCAAGACACUGAAAAAAGAACCGAUGCUUUAAAUAAACUUGUUCGUUGUCUACCUGAAGAAAACUUUUGUCUAUUACGUGUUUUGAUCAAUCAUUUAUAUCGAAUAGUAGCUCAUGCUAAUUUAAACAAAAUGACUUGUCAUAAUGUUGGUAUCGUCUUUUCUCCCACUGUAAAUAUACCUGCUGGAAUUUUUUCUCAAUUUUUAAUACAUUAUGAUAUUAUUUUUGAAGAUCAAUCAACUUCAACUACAUUUCCCCCAUCUUUAGAUCAAUAG